Melanaphis sacchari is the source of this 1078-nucleotide messenger RNA. RefSeq lists its product as uncharacterized. The coding region runs from base 115 to 996 and encodes 293 amino acids. The record is from RefSeq and is a predicted model, not a curated record. The transcript has 5 exons. Lineage: Eukaryota; Metazoa; Arthropoda; Insecta; Hemiptera; Aphididae.
CCGUAUUCGAUGUUUGAUCUGAAAAUCUAAAAAUGCAAAUCGCCUAAGACAAUUCAACAUUUAUACCGAAUACCGAUAAGGCUACAAUACUAUCGUCACUAUUUGCAUUGUAAAAUGGACAAAAAUAACAUAACAUACUUCAAAGAAACGAAUAAUACGAUUCUUUCGUGUUUAUUUAAUUUUAUUACCAACGCAAACAGUUUGUCUAAUAUGUCUUCAACUUUGAAACACAACAUAAGUUUGAGCGUCCAAUUUGUUACUGGAAUAAUUGAAGAAUUAGAAGCGAAGAGCAAAGCAAUUUUUAAACGAAAUUCAAAAGACGAUUUCUGUAACGUCGCUAAUUAUAAACGCAAUACGUUGAAUAAAGAACAGCAAAAGUAUGAACAAAUUAAACAUGACGUUCAGACGAAGAUCAGUAGAAAAAAUCAAAUUGAACAUUACUUCAACGCUGUAGACCGACAAUUACAGUUUGUCAUGAAAAAAAAAAUAAUGAAAUCAGAAGCAAUUAUUGUUGCGGCAAUGAAAGAACACGAACAUACAGUUGUGAAUUUACAAUUAACUGCAAAAAGUUUAUUAUCAAAAAUUGAAUCAAAUGCAAAAAAUAACGAGAUUAACAAAAAUAUUCGUAUGCAAAUCAGGAACGAUUUAAAAAUCAGAAAAGCUCUAAUAGUACAAACGUACGAUUCUGAGAUGAUGGAAAAACACAAUAAUGUAAAUGGAUUUCAUUCAAAAAUAAAAAAAAUUGAAGAUACUAUUUUCCAAUUGCAAGAAUCUAUUUCAUACCAAAUGCCGUUUUACAAUAAUGUAGUACUUGAAAAGGAAGAGGAAAAUGAUAGAGUUUGGCACUCAAAAUUACAUGAAAUACAGCGUAAGAUAGCAGCUCGAAAAAUACAAAUGCAUUUUAGAAGAUACUUAAACUACAUAAAGACUCGUGAUAUGAAGAAAAAUAAAAAAGGUCAACAUAAAAAAACCCAAUCAAAAAUAAAAACCAUUUAAAUUACUAAAGUUAUAUAACCUAGAUACUUCAAAGAAAAUACACACUUUUACACUUUUUUAAGAAAAACAAAAUCGAGUUUCC